GAUUUCCCAGCGCUGUCUCUGGGGAGCUCCGGCAGCGCAAGAGGGCAAAGCACAGCUGGAAGCUCAGAGCUGCAGUCCCAGGUCCUGGGCCAGGGCCCCCAUCCAGCAUCAAUGAAAGCAGAAGCCACAGUUAUUCCCAGCCGUUGUGCUAGGGGGCUCCCAUCAUGGCAAGUCCUCAGCCCAGUCCAGCCCUGGCAGACAAGUGCACCCCAGAACACGACCCAGCCCAAGCUCCUGGCUCCACACCAGCACGAGAAGUCCCAGAAGAAGAGCAGCCUUCUUAAGGAGCUGGGGGCCUUCCACAUCACCAUCGCUCUGCUGCACCUGGUCUUUGGGGGCUACCUGGCCUCUAUAGUCAAGAACCUUCACCUGGUGGUGCUGAAGUCUUGGUAUCCAUUCUGGGGGGCUGCCUCUUUUCUCAUUUCAGGGAUCUUGGCGAUAACAAUGAAGACCUUUUCUAAAACUUACCUGAAGAUGUUGUGCCUGAUGACAAACCUCAUCAGCCUCUUUUGCGUGCUGUCUGGCCUCUUCGUCAUCUCCAAGGAUCUCUUUCUGGAGAGCCCAUUUGAGUCCCCGAUCUGGAGAAUGUACCCCAACUCCACGGUCCACAUCCAGAGGCUGGAGCUGGCCUUGCUCUGCUUCACUGUCCUAGAGCUCUUCCUGCCAGUGCCCACAGCUGUCACAGCCUGGAGAGGGGACUGCCCAUCUGCAAAGAAUGAUGAUGCAUGCCUUGUUCCGAAUACACCAUUGCAUCUCAAAGGCCUGCCGGUGGAGCCCCCGCCAUCCUACCAGAGUGUGAUUCAAGGCGACGCACAACACAAGCAACAUCAGAGCUCUGCCCCAGCCACCAUGGCUUCCUUGAGGUUCCACAGACACCCCAGGGACACCCCUGCCUCUGAGCCAUCACCCUUGCCCUUCCUCCACCUGGAUUCUCUUCCCCCAGGCUCAGAGAAGUUAAGCAAGUUGCCCCGGACACAUGGAUAGUCACUGACGGAGCUGCGAUCUGGACCCAGACUGCAAACUGAAGAGCCACUGCCUGACAAUGCCCAAACUUGGUUGGAGCAUAGCCCCUGCUCUCCCAAAGUUGCACUUUCACUGGGAAGAUGAGAUUUGCACAUACAAAAGGCUAGAGCGAUGGUCUAUACAGCAAAGUCAGCCCUCACAGCUCCUGGGAACGCUGUCCUCUCAGAUAAGCCAUUUCUUACAUAGUUGAUGGCUCGAUAUCUGUGGUGGCCCAGAUUGUUUUGUUUUGUUUCGCUUUGUUUUGUUUUCUUUUGUUUUGUUGAGAUGGAGUCUCGCUCUGUUGCCCAGCCCAGAGUACAGUGGCACUAUCUCAGCUCACUGCAAUCUCCGCCUCCCUGGUUCAAGUGAUUCUCCUAUCUCAGCCUCCCAAGUAGCUGGGACUAUAGGCACACGCCACCACGCCCAGCUAAUUUUUAUAUUUUUAGUAGAGACAGGAUUGCACCAUAUUGGUCAGCCUGGUCUCAAACUCCUGACCUCAGGUGAUCCACCUGCCUCAGCCUCCCAAAGUGCUGGGAUUACAGGCGUGAGCCACUGUGCCCAGCCCAGGUUUUGAAGUUGUCCGAGAUAGCAGUCUGCUCUCUACUGCCUUAUAAAAUCCCUGUGUGAAGGGAUGCUCUCAGUAUCAUUUGCCCUUGCACAGAAUAUCCCUGGGGUUUGAGGUUCUUUGAAUUCUCCCUCUUUGUCAUCUCUUUCGCUGCCACUUCUGGCUGUGGUCACUAGCUUGGCCAUAGCACCUCUCUUCUCCACUUCUGAUCUGCUGCUUCUAACCUUCUAUAGAUUGCAGCUGGCUUUAAAAUAGAUUGUAAAGUGUAAGGCAUUAGGUUCUGAGACAGCGGCAGAGAGAGCCAUGCAAAUGUUUAGGACAACCCAGUCUUUCUUUUUUUUUUUUUUUUUUUUUUUUUUUGAGACGGAGUCUCACUCUGUCACCCAGGCUGGAGUGCUGUGGUGCAAUCUCGGCUCACUGCAACCUCUGCCUCCCGAGUUCAAGCAAUUCUCCUGCCUCAGCCUCCCGAGUAGCUGGGAUUACAGGCGACCGCCACCACGCCUGGCUACUUUUUGUAUUUUUAGUAGAGACAGGGUUUCACCACGUUAGCCAUGAUGGUCUCAAACUUCUGACCUCAUAAUCCACCCACCUUGGCCUCCCAAAGUGCUAGGAUUACAGGCAUGAGCCACCACCCCUGGCUGAAACCCAAUCUUUCAAAACAUGAAAGGGGGUGAUGGAGAAAACCUUAGCUUGGUUGUCUAAAGACAUGGGUGCAAACUCUAGGCUAGCUCUGCCAAUCACUUACUGUGCGGGUUUGACUCAGUCCCUUCCCCUCACUAGGUCCCAGUUUCUCCAUUUGUAAAACAAGCAAUUGUGCUACAUUGAUGGUUUACAUCAAUAAAGGUUGAAACGGC
Messenger RNA from Homo sapiens (human), 2421 nucleotides. RefSeq names its product membrane spanning 4-domains A10 (gene MS4A10). Gene Ontology annotation, cellular component: membrane. The record is from RefSeq and is a predicted model, not a curated record. Bases 112 to 984 code for a protein of 290 amino acids. NCBI's taxonomy places the organism in Eukaryota, Metazoa, Chordata, Mammalia, Primates, Hominidae. The transcript is spliced from 9 exons.